GAGGGGGCGAAAAAGCGAGCGAGGAGGUGGAGUCGUGUUCAGAGGGAGGAAAACCCAGCAGAAGAGCAGGAAAAAAAGAGAAAAACCACCAGACACAACAACAUCGGGGGGAGGACGGCGGAUUAAACGUGCCAACUGAGGCAAUUCAAAUUAAGAGAAGUGAAGAGAAGAAGGGAGGACGGCAAGAUGAUAACGCCCUAUUUCCUGGAAAAUUUCUGGGGCGAUAAAAACAGUGGAUUUGAUGUACUGUACCACAACAUGAAGCAUGGCCAGAUAUCCAGCAAGGAGCUGUCAGACUUCAUCAGAGAAAGAGCCACCAUAGAGGAGGCGUAUUCAAGAUCAAUGACCAAACUGGCCAAGACUGCUAGCAACUGCUCUCAGCUCGGGACGUUCGCGCCGGUGUGGGAUGUGUUUAAACAGUCCACCGAAAAGCUGGCGGCGUGUCACAUGGAGCUGGUCCGCAAGCUUCAAGAGCUCAUCAAGGAAGUCCAGAAGUAUGUGGAGGAACAAGCCAAAAAUCAUAAGAAGACGAAGGAGGAGGUCUCAUCCACGCUGGAGGCUGUGCAGAACAUCCAGAGUGUGUCACAGGCCUUACAGAAGAGCAAAGAAAACUACAUCAACAAGACACUAGAGCAGGAACGCAUGCGCAAAGAGGGCGCCACACAAAGAGACCUGGACAAGGCUGGAUUGAAGGUCAAGAAAGCGACGGAGACGUACAAGUCAUAUGUGGAGAAAUAUGCCAACGCGAAGACGGAAUUUGAGCAACGGAUGACGGAAACCGCAGAGAAAUUCCAGGGCAUCGAAGAGGAGCAUGUACUGCGUAUGCAGGAGAUCAUUCAUUCAUACUGUCAGUCUGUUGAAGAGACACACAUACAGAUAGGAGAGGUGCAAGAAGAGUUUGUGAAAAACAUGGAGAACACCUCCGUUGAGAGUCUCAUACAGAAACUGUCAGAAAGCAAAGGAACGGGCAAAGAGAGACCAGGGCCCAUCGAGUUUGAGGAAUGUAAUGUCUCGAUCGCCACAGAAGGCGCAAAACCCAGAAAAAGGAAAACCUUUGCCAUACCGGGCCGACGGAGAGAUAAAGACACGGAUUCCACCGAAUCUGCCGAAGUAGAAGCAGUUAACGCUUCCAACGGAGCUCCCCCGGGUUUCUACGGUGCUAUAGAUCUCCAUAACGCCAAUGUGCCUCAGCUGGACGAGGAGGGCUUCUGUAUCCGACCAGAAGUCAACGAGAAUGAUGCCAAAGAGAACUCCUUUUAUUCAUCCAGUGACUCAGAAGAUGAGGACGAGCCUAGAAAGUUCCACGUCCAGAUCAAGCCCGUGCAGACAAACAACGGCACACACCAGCACAAAGCCACCAUCGACGAGCUGAAGGCCUCCAUUGGAAACAUCACGCUCUCGCCCACCCCAGCUGUUCAUAUGAAGAAAAACCAAUCCAGAAUGACACGACAACAAACAUUCCCUGCUAUAAAACCAAAGUCAGGUGAUGAACUGGCGCGACCCAAGAUACCGCAGACAUCCUUUAAUGAUAGAUUAGCCAGUAAUGACCUGCUGUCUUUGGAUCCAUUUGGCCCGACCGGCACCAGCUCCAGCUCCUCUAUACCCCACUCAACAGACCUGGCUUGUCUCUUCUUAGCGUCUUUCCCCACAUCUCUCCCUCUGCAGUUAAAUGAUGAGGUUUUUGAAGACCCAGCAGAAGUGGAUUUACAAUCGGAGCCCACCUCUCCUUCAGCAGUCAGUCUUGAAAUCACCGAGGCUCCUUGUUUUCCCCUUCCCUCCAAACUCCCUCCUCCUGCCGGUCUUGUCAAGCCGUGCGCUCCGCCGUUCCCUGUACUCUCCUCUCCUCCCUCCACCUCUCCUUGGGAGCUCCCCGAUGAGGCGGUGGCUCCCCUCCACCCUGGCCCAGCUCGAGCUAUGAGUGUGCCUCCAGCCCUGCAGGCUGCUCCUAAGGACUAUGCUGCCCACAAGCCCCCUCUCAGUGCUCCCGUCACUGGUCCAGACGCGCUUACAUCGUGGGCUCAGAGCCAGUGGAUCGCCUUUAAUGAUGACUUUGUGCCAUGUCGGGGACUGUCCCAUCAACCAGCAAGGCCUCGGUCAGUGCCCGUUUCUCAGCAGCCCAAGUUUCUCUUCAGAGAGUCUGCUGACCCGUUUGGCAGCUUUGGGAGAGAGGAGGGUGCCCCCUCUCUAACCGGAGCACCUGCUCGACCCAUGCAGGAUGCUCCAAACAGGCCAACCACUCCCCUGGGCACAGCAACCAUUGUCCCGCCUCCAAGACCAUUAUCAAGGCCCAAACUGCCUGCAGGCAAACUGACAGGCAUCAAUGAAUCUGGCCGACCGUUCAGCCCUCCUAAGAUGUCCAGCUCCAGCCCGCCUCCCGCUGCUCCUCUGGCUCGUGCCGAGAGCUCCUCCUCUCUCAGCUCCAACACCUCCUUGAGCGCCAGCAACACACCAACUGUGGAGGACGAUCUGUUCGUGGGAAAACUGCCCACGUUUGAGAAGAGAUGUGAGACUCCUGCAGGGACAUCUCGCGGGCCCAGUCCAGUGACACUGGCUUCUCAGGAUGCAUUGCCCAUCGCAGUGGCGUUCACUGAAUCAGUUAAUGCCUAUUUUAAAGGGGCAGAUCCCAGCAAAUGCAUUGUGAAGAUCACCGGAGACAUGACCCUGUCCUUCCCCAGCGGCAUCAUCAAGAUUUUCACCUCUACUCCAUCUCCUGCUGUACUCAGCUUCAAACUCUCAAACACUAGCAAAUUAGAGCAGAUCAUGCCCAACCAGCAACUACUGCACAGUGACUCCUCCCAGGGCGAUACAAACACUAAAGACUUUUGGCUGAACAUGCCUGCACUGACAGCGUACCUCAGGAAGAGCUCCGAGCAGAACCCUGCUGCAUCCUAUUACAACGUGGACGUCUUAAAGUACCAGGUAUGUUCAAACGGGAUUCAGUCAACUCCUCUGAACCUUGUGGUGUACUGGAAAUGCACUACUAGUACUACAGACCUGCGAGUGGACUACAGAUUCAACCCGGAGUCGAUGCAGCCCCCUGCGUCUCUCACCAAUGUACAGGUGUUAGUGCCCAUCAGUGGUGGAGUCACAACCAUGCAGUCACUUCCUAAUGCCAUCUGGAACGCAGAACAGAGUAAGUCGUUGUGGAAACUGAGUGAUAUCUCUGACAAGUCUGAAAAUGAAGGCUCUGGUUCUUUGAGAGCAAAGUUUGAGCUUUCCGAUGGUCCGUCCAUCCCCGCCACCCUGGCUGUUCAGUUCUUCAGUGAAGGAAGCACUCUGUCUGGUGUAGAUAUGGAACUGGUCGGCUCCGGUUACCGUCUCUCCCUCAACAAGAAGAGGUUUGCCACCGGCCGCUAUAUGGCUGACUGCUGAGAUCUGAGCAGGGAAUGCAGGGAAUCUGGAGGUUAACUUUCAUUCUGUCGCUGGUUCACAAUGAUAUUCGCGGAGGAUCGUUAGGGGGGAUGGAGAAAGAGAGCUGUCUGGGUUGAAGGCCUCUCACGCUUCUGUUUCCUCUCUCCGCGUUCUGAACGAUCCGGUUCCAGUGAAGCACCUUCCGGAGAUUCGAGAUUUUUAUACUAUAUUAACGUAGCACUGAAUAUCAAACACUGUGUAUAAAGAAAAAUAAAAAAAAAAAAAAGGAAAAAAGAAAUGAGGAACGACAGGAUAUUGGCGAAUGAAAUCAUUAAUCUUUGAUACUUUUUUCGAUCAGUUCAGACUUUUAUAAAGUCAGAACGGUAGUGUUUGCUAUUUUGAUGUGUAUAGUUAACAAUUUGUAAUAUGGAUUAAAUGUGUAUAAACAUACGUAUCAAGGCAAAAAAAGGACAAAAAAAAAACUGCACUAACAAUCUUUCUGGAUAGUUGUUGAGCAUUCAUUUCUUCAUUUGCGUUCACCCAAGUGUCAGCCACAAGGAGGUGAACGAAACGAAAAAAAAAGAAACUAGAGAAAAGCCUCAGCAAUAGAUCGCUCCAUUCUCACGAGAAAGCCUUACUUCUUGUUUUCUAUAACUGAGCAUUGCACGUCUGAUUAAUUGGUUUUCUGUUUUCCGUUUUUUCUCUUCUGAAUGUGCAAUGAAGGUAUAAGCUUUCGAAAUGACAUUUAUAGAUUGUUUUUCAAUUUCAGUGCCAUUUUCACUUUAACAUUGUCGAGAGAACCUACUGGUUAGUUUUGUGUCUUGCUUAGCAGCAAAAGGAAACUUACACACUGACCUCAGUGCCUCUUUUUUUGUUACUUAAAACAAUUAUACAGGACAAUUUGCAUGUGCGAGUCUAAAAGACCCAUGUUUUCCCCUUUUUUUAUAUAACGACCUUUCCUCUUCCUAAUUUUUUGAAGUGCCAGUUCAGUUCUUUAUGCUUCCUGAUGGGAUGACUGAAGGAAAACACUGCCUAAGCUUUAGCUUUUGUCCUUCAAACCCCCGUUAGCAUGCUUUACCUAAACGGAUGCGCUGCAAAGGAGCACACUGUUCCCGUUUUAGACGUCAUCCCGGCCUUAUAGACGUGUGCAGAAAUGAUACCAAAAUAACUCACUGUGAGAAAAUUCUAAUCCAACCUGACUAUUUGGGGAGAUCCUCGUUGAUAAACAGACCAAAAUAUUGUGAAUAUUAGCGUAUCGAGAUGAGUUACGAGCAUGCACACUUUUUAGCGUAGUUUAUUAACAACAGACUACCCAUUUUUAGGUAAGCGUAUUUUUAAGGGACGCUGCGUGUAUAUGUUUUCACCAAAUGUGCCGUCACAUCUGUUUUCGAGUGUUCAACGUUAAUAAUGACCUGAACGCAUUAGUUUCUUAAAUUUAUGGCUCAAAUGAUCUUUUUUUUUUUUUUUUGCUUUGAGCAAGUUUGCCAAAUACAAAUCACAAGCACAACGAUGCAAUGAGCCAGUGGAGGUUUAAAUGUGCGCAGGGUCUGACUGCCACGUGAGAGAUUUCUUCAUUUCGAGAUUUUCUUCAUUUCUUUCUUUCUUUCUUCUUUUUUUCUGGAACCCAUUGGUGAGCGUUUGCGGUGCUUCGAGGGGGUCUGUCCCCCUCACGCAAGGGCUGUUUGCUUCGUUCCUUUUCAGAGGACCGCGUCUUCAAGGGCUACCCCGAUCCCAGCGAUAGCCAACACCAUUUAUACCUUUAAAAUGAAAAACACUAAUAAACACUAAACGCCACCAAUGAAGGAUGAAUCUGAAAACAAUGGCGUUCUUUACAAUUAUGUCUCGUUUCACCAGGAAUUUUUCGAUAGCAGCCUAACAGUUUUGUGAAGUAACAACAUUUUAUAUUCAGAAUCAAAUCGCUGUCUUUAUGUACAGGGUAUAUAUAUAUUUGUGAUUUAAAUACACUUGUAUUGUGGUGUUGGUGUCAAUACAGAGGCAGAAAUUAACUGGUGAACAUCCUGGUCAAUGUAGCAUUCGAAUACAAUAUUUGCUUCUUUAAGUGAAUAUCAACUAAUCGUGUAGUAAGCGAGCUGGUUCUUGCUGCCUCUACAGCCACGUCAAUAUUCAAAGUCAUUUUGAAACUAGUUUCUUCUUUUCUUUCCAUUUAUGUCCACAUUCAAUGGCAUGGUAAAACAUUUGUGAUUUUGUUUCUUUUCUCUUUUUUUUUUUUUACCCACCUAAUGUAAAUUUUUACAAAUAUUUCUGCCAUGUUUCUCUGCUUUAUGAUGCUCUGUGUCGGUAAUAAAUGUGUAAUAUAUAAAUCUAUACAAAUAUAAGAAAUACUACCGAA
Messenger RNA from Puntigrus tetrazona (Sumatra barb), 5701 nucleotides. It is a transcript of the gene fcho2, whose product is annotated as FCH and mu domain containing endocytic adaptor 2. Gene Ontology annotation, cellular component: clathrin-coated pit; clathrin-coated vesicle; plasma membrane. Lineage: Eukaryota; Metazoa; Chordata; Actinopteri; Cypriniformes; Cyprinidae. The transcript has 30 exons. The record is from RefSeq and is a predicted model, not a curated record. Gene Ontology annotation, biological process: clathrin-dependent endocytosis; synaptic vesicle endocytosis; clathrin coat assembly. Bases 187 to 3372 code for a protein of 1061 amino acids.